Lytechinus variegatus (green sea urchin) is the source of this 846-nucleotide messenger RNA. Its product is annotated as glycoprotein-N-acetylgalactosamine 3-beta-galactosyltransferase 1-like. The coding region runs from base 1 to 837 and encodes 278 amino acids. The record is from RefSeq and is a predicted model, not a curated record. Gene Ontology annotation, molecular function: N-acetylgalactosaminide beta-1,3-galactosyltransferase activity. NCBI's taxonomy places the organism in Eukaryota, Metazoa, Echinodermata, Echinoidea, Temnopleuroida, Toxopneustidae. Gene Ontology annotation, cellular component: membrane. The transcript has 3 exons.
AUGAUCCGACUGGCUGAUGGUGUGACACAACAACAGGGACGGUUGAAUAAAACCCGCUUGCUUUGCUGGAUCAUGACUUCUCCCAUGACGGUAGAAACCAAAGCCUCCGCGAUUGCGAGGACAUGGGCAAAGAGAUGUCAUCACACGCUAUACAUGAGUUCUCAAAAUAGCACAAAUUUUCCCGGCACCGUCAUUGGGCUAGAAGUAGCGGAUGGGCGACCUGCCCUCUGGAACAAGACGAGAAAGUCCUUAGAGUACAUUUACAAACACCAUUUCAACGAUGCUGAUUGGUUUCUCAAAGCCGAUGAUGACACCUACGUUGUCGUCGAGAACUUGAUGGCGUUUUUAUCCAACCGAGAUCCCGCUGAACCGGUCUAUUAUGGGUUUAAUUUUAAUAUGACAUUGCCAUAUUUGAAAUCCAAAUCGAAGAAUAUAGACUAUCCCAGCGGUGGAGCUGGGUAUGUGAUCAGCAGAGAGGCACUCAAGCGCUUUGUGGAAGUAGGACUCAAGAAUCGGACAGGGUGUUGUCCAAGUGCGUACAAUGACUGGCCGGAAGACAUGUGCUUGGGACUGUGUAUGGAAAGCGUUGGGGUUCGUUCAGAAGAUCAUCGCGAUCAGUUUGGACGGUUUCGCUUCCUGCCCGUAUAUCUUAAGUAUUUCUUGGACGAUAGUUCAGCGACUCUUGAUUGGUUACACCAUCAGUCUACGUACGGCAUCACAAGGGGGAAAAACUGCUGCUCGGAAUCACUAAUAAGUAUCCACUACGUCAAACCGGGGGAUAUGCUGGUCUACGACUUCCUACUGCAUAAUGUUACUAUAGGUGUUCUCGACGAAUAAGCAAGUCAU